UUCGAUCGAGCGAGAUAAAAAAAUAAAAAAUAAAUGGGAAUAAUCUGCAGCAGUGUGCUUGUCAAGAUGGCGGAACGAACGACCCGACGUCGAAAGAAGAAAGAGAGUACAGAGUUGGAGAAACCUACCAAGGAAGAAACUGCUGUAGCUCGACACCUACGUUUCAAUCUACCAACCAAAAACACAUCCAUUGAUGGGCACAAAGUAGAGUACUUUACAGGAUCCAAGGCUGUGGACUUCCUGCUUGACUCAAAGUGGGCGUCAGGAAAAGGAAAAACAGACAUUAUCUUCACCGACAGGGAAUCGGUUGCCAACUACCUAGAUGGCCUACUGUGGAAGGGUCUUUUCUACCGAGCUUUGAAGGUCGUCAAGAAAACCAAGAAAGAGAAGGAAGAAAGCAAGAAAGAGAAGAAAUCAAAGAAGGAAAAGAAGAAGACAGAGGCUGAACCUACAGAGAAGGGUGACGAGAAAGAGAAGGAAGACACCAAAGGAGAUGGAGCAAAAGACAGUAAGGAUGGAGGGAAGGAAGAAUCUCCACCAAAGAAGAAGGAUGGAAAGAAGAAAAUCAAACUCGAACUGACCGAUGACCAGAAGUUUGUGGACGGAAACGAUGCCUUUGUCUGGGUGUAUGACCCCGUCCGACCUAUGAACUAUGUUUACGGACUUGGGCUUGUGAUCGGUGCAAUUGCAGUCUGUCUGUUUCCCUUAUGGCCGCCCUGGAUGCGAACUGGUACAUACUAUCUUUGUCUUUGUGGAGCUGGAUUCGUAGGAGCUAUCUUUGCCCUUGCUAUUAUACGACUUAUUAUAUUUGUCCUGACGUGGGGAUCGACUUUUGGCAAAAUUCACUUCUGGCUUUUCCCGAACCUCUUGGCGGAUGUCGGAAUCAAAGAAUCGUUUAUGCCCUUUUAUGAAGUUGAGUAUAUGACUAAAAAAGAAGACGAUAAGACAGAAAAAUCUAAGGACGAUUCAAACGACGAUGAGAAAGGCAGCGAGGCGACGGAAGCGGAAGACCAGUCCAACCAAGAAACAACUCAAGAUAUCGGCCAUGUUGAAAAUAUUCCAGAAAAUAUUGGUGAUACGGAAGAAAGGUAUUCUGACCAAGCAGGAACUCCGCCCGAAAAUUCUGACAUUACUGAAGAGAGAAGUGUUGAGAGCGGGGAUGCAGACGAAGUCGAUGACGAUGAGGAAGACGAUGAUGAUGAUGAUGAAGAUAACGGAGAUGACUUUGAAAUGAUCAAUGAGGAAGAAAUUUCUGAAGUAUGCGACGGAAGCGGGGGGUCACAGCAUGAAGAGGAAGAGGAAUGAAUCUGUUAUUUUUACGUUAACCUUGAUGUAAUCACAACGACCAUUCUAGUAUCUUUUAAAUGUUUGCCUUUAUUCGUGCCAUUAUGUAAGCUGUUUCCUCGAAUUGCGCAUUUCAUGUAUUUCCGUAUUGUUUGAUAGGCAUAACUUGAUCAGUGUGACUUGCGGGCAUGGGUGUGCAUUUUGAGUUUCCUCCAAUAAAAAAUCGCACCGAUUGUCAUAAUGUCGUACUUAUUCCAUAUGUCCCAUUGAGCAUCACCAAACGAUACACAGAGUGCAAAAUAAUUGAGCGCCUUUUUACAUCGACAAUCUCAAGUGCUUUACACAUGUUAUACUGAGAAAUUACCCAAUUUGUCAGAUUCACACAUCACUUACUCAGAUGUACACACAUUUUCCACUCCCUGGGUGUGGCUCUAGCAUGGUGACUCUGUGAUGCCUAUUGCAUUGACAGUGUCUGUAAGCACUUUACAAAUUAUCUUGUCGGUAAGAGUGCCCUUAACACCACGCUUUCGUGCAUUGCAUGUGUGCGAAGACGCCCUUAGCAGCACGCUUAGGGCACUCCAUAGGGUGUUUAUGCACCGAUGGGGUGUGCAAAAAUGUUAUGCAAAGGGCGUUCUUGCCAUUAUGGCAGCUACCUUAGUAACAGGGCUCAAAUUUAAAACAAGGUUCCCAUGGAAGUUGUAAUGAUGUCAAUGUUACAACAGUUGUAACUAUGAAACUAGUCUACAGGCACAGACCCUUAUUGAAACUUUGAUCAAGAAGUGGGUCUCCACACAAAGACUCCCAUACGUGUCUAAAAUUUGCUGUUUCAAUUUGAGGGCCUUCAGUACACAAUGCAUUUCAGGCUGCAAAUUUAGACUCUAAAGUAAAGUGAAGGGUUUGCAUAGUAGACUACUAUAAUUGGCCCAAGAUUUGCAAAGUGGCAAUCAAGGCCCUGUUGUAA
Lytechinus variegatus (green sea urchin) is the source of this 2245-nucleotide messenger RNA. Its product is annotated as translocation protein SEC62-like. The transcript is spliced from 8 exons. Gene Ontology annotation, cellular component: endoplasmic reticulum; endoplasmic reticulum membrane. Bases 34 to 1305 code for a protein of 423 amino acids. The record is from RefSeq and is a predicted model, not a curated record. NCBI's taxonomy places the organism in Eukaryota, Metazoa, Echinodermata, Echinoidea, Temnopleuroida, Toxopneustidae. Gene Ontology annotation, biological process: post-translational protein targeting to membrane, translocation.